AUGGGUAUUCUCGAAACAAUUGCCGGGCCAUUGGCUCAAGAGAUUUCGCAAAGGUCAACCUUUGCUGUUGUUGCUGCUGGCGUGGCAGCAUUCGUCGUUCUAUCUGUCAUUCUCAAUGUCCUGAAUCAAGUGUUAUUUGCGAACCCCAAUGAACCACCAGUGGUCUUCCACUGGUUUCCAAUCAUUGGUAGCACCGUCACUUAUGGUAUGGACCCUUAUAAAUUCUUCUUCGAGUGUCGCGCAAAGUACGGUGAUAUUUUCACAUUUGUCUUGCUCGGAAAGAAGAAUACAGUAUAUCUUGGACGAAAUGGCAAUGACUUUAUUCUCAAUGGCAAGCUUAAGGAUCUCAAUGCGGAGGAAAUAUAUACUGUUUUGACAACUCCCGUGUUUGGAAAGGAUGUAGUCUACGAUUGCCCCAAUGCGAAAUUGAUGGAGCAAAAAAAGUUCAUGAAAAUUGGCUUGUCUACUGAAGCUUUCCGAUCCUACGUCCCAAUUAUACAAAUGGAAGUGGAAAACUUCAUGAAACGUUCUUCGGUAUUCAAGGGACAAAAGGGAACUGCCGAUAUUGGUCCCGCUAUGGCUGAAAUCACCAUCUAUACCGCUUCGCAUACUCUACAAGGAAAGGAAGUCCGUGAUCGAUUUGAUACUACUUUCGCCUCUCUCUACCACGACCUUGAUAUGGGCUUUAGUCCCAUCAACUUUAUGCUUCACUGGGCUCCUCUUCCUCACAACCGUGCCCGCGACCAUGCGCAGAGAACUGUCGCAGCAACAUAUAUGGAUAUUAUUAAAAAACGACGUGCUCAGGCUACGGAAGCCGACUUCAAAUCCGACAUUAUGUGGCAAUUGAUGCGCUCGUCCUACAAAGAUGGAACCCCCGUUCCAGACCGAGAGAUUGCUCACAUGAUGAUCGCUCUUCUCAUGGCCGGACAGCACUCUUCCUCAUCUUCUAUCUCUUGGAUUCUGCUUCGUCUUGCCUCACGCCCAGAUAUCAUGGAAGAACUCUAUCAAGAACAAAUCCAAGUUCUGGGCGCCGAUCUCCCUGCUCUCAAGUACGAGGACCUGGCCAAACUUCCUCUUCAUCAAAACAUCUUGAAGGAAACUCUCCGCAUCCACACUCCCAUCCAUUCUAUUAUGCGCAAAGUCACAACACCAAUGCCAAUUAGCGGAACAAAAUAUGUCAUUCCAACCUCGCAUACUCUUAUGGCAUCUCCUGGUUGUACAAGUCGAGACGCGGAUUACUUCCCAGAGCCACUUGAGUGGGACCCUCAUAGAUGGGACAUUGGCUCGGGCCGUGUAAUUGGCAAUGAUCAGGACGAAGAAUUCCAAGAUUAUGGCUAUGGAAUGAUCAGCAAAGGUGCUUCUAGUCCUUACCUUCCAUUCGGUGCUGGCAGACACAGGUGUAUCGGUGAACAAUUCGCCAAUGUACAGCUCAUCACUAUCAUGGCCACUGUGGUUAGAAUGUUCAAAUUCAAGAACGUUGAUGGCAGCAAGGAUGUCAUUGGUACUGAUUACACCAGUUUAUUCACCAGGCCAUUGGCGCCAGCAGUUAUAGCAUGGGAGCGACGAUAA
Messenger RNA from Sclerotinia sclerotiorum 1980 UF-70, 1569 nucleotides. RefSeq lists its product as hypothetical. Bases 1 to 1569 code for a protein of 522 amino acids. The transcript is spliced from 3 exons. NCBI's taxonomy places the organism in Eukaryota, Fungi, Ascomycota, Leotiomycetes, Helotiales, Sclerotiniaceae. The record is from RefSeq and is a predicted model, not a curated record. Gene Ontology annotation, biological process: ergosterol biosynthetic process. Gene Ontology annotation, molecular function: oxidoreductase activity, acting on paired donors, with incorporation or reduction of molecular oxygen; heme binding; monooxygenase activity.